CAAGUUGCCUGAAGUAGCUUCCUGUAUGAUGGUUAUUUGCCUGUACCAAGACACACCAUUUUUUUAUUCACAGAAAAUUCCACCAUGAGGACCAAAAGUAAAAAAAAAAACCAAAGAAUUGGGUUCAGUGUGGGCAUGACAUCUUAUCUUAGAACAAACUCGUGGAUAAGCAGAAUAUUUUACCUGAUCAAAUGAAUAUUUUCGAGUAGGGAAAAGCUGCAAGGCUGAAGCCUGAAAGGAAUGAAGGUAACAGCUUGCUGUCAACUAUUUGGACAACAAUGCAGUCAACUUAACAAAAAUGGAAAGAGAUGAAGGAAAACUAAGGGUUGCUUUGUACUUUUUCUUUGCUUGCUGCAGCCAAUUAGAUCCAGUCUAUUUUUAGUUUAUUUCCUGUGUUUGUGUUGGCAUUUUGCCACAUUAGAAACGCACUGCUCUUGCUUGCACAGGAGGACGACCAUGUGUGUCUCAUCACAUCAACAAACACGGUGUCCCAAACCCAAAGCUUGUACAUGUGGAUCACAUCACCUCACCACAUGACAUCACAUGCAUAUACCUCAUACGCGGCAGCUCUGACAUACAGCACCUGUAAUGCCCGAAUAGUGACUUUUGCAAUCUGCAAGCAUGAAAUGUGCUACCACAGAUUGAUCCUCGGAUUUUUUUUUGUUUGCAUAAAUUGAUCUUUGGGUACUAGGAUGCCCCUGCACAGUGUGCAGUGCCAACAUGGGCUCUUUCCUCUUAAACAUCUGACAGUUUUGGGCCUUGAGCAGUACCAACAUGGGCCAUGAGACCCUUGUGUAGCUCUUUCCUCUGAAACAUUAUUAGGUUUGGUCUUUUAUAGUAUGCCUCAAAACAGAUCGUCAAAAAAAAAAAGUAUGCCUCAAAUGGCGGCACCAUUGAUAUUCUCCCCAUAUGCGAAAUGAUCUAUCAUUUUAGCUCUUUGGAAACAUUCAGUAGGUUCGGGCUAUUUUUUUAAUAUGCUAUGGAUGGCCAGCCCUUUAAUACUAGAUUUUUCUCCAGUAGUCCAGCGUGGUAGUAGGCGACACUUGAACCCGGCCUGAGAAACGAAACUUGUGUGUAUCAUAGUGUACUUGUAGUACGGAGUAGUAGGUGACUGAAAGUUGCCAGGUACCAUAUUAUAGGAGUUUGGUAUGUGAAAAGUUGAGUCUGAGCUUGUCGGACGAGACGUGUCACCUUUCCAGUAUCUCACCUACCCCCGUUUAUCCUAUAUCCCAUGCAUACAUACAUGCACACCGGAUCGAACAGUUGCCGUGCAUGCGCAGCGAGCUGGCCGGCAUGGACAUCCCACUCCCACUGCUGCUCUCCACUCUGGCCAUCUCUGCCACCAUAUGGUAUGUCUUCUUCCGAGCCGGCAAGGGGCACCGUGCGCCGCUGCCGCCUGGCCCGAGGGGCUGGCCAGUGCUGGGGAAUCUCCCGCAGCUGGGCGGCAAGACACACCAGACCCUUCAUGAAAUGACAAAGGUGUAUGGGCCCGUGCUCAGCCUCCGGUUCGGCAGCUCCGUGGUGGUGGUGGCUGGGUCAGCCGCCGUGGCUGAGCAGUUCCUCCGCACCCACGACGCCAAGUUCAGCAGCCGGCCGCCCAACUCCGGUGGCGAGCACAUGGCGUACAACUACCAGGACGUGGUGUUUGCGCCCUACGGCCCCCGGUGGCGCGCCAUGCGCAAGGUGUGCGCCGUCAAUAUCUUCUCGGCCCGUGCGCUCGAUGAUCUCCGCGGUUUCAGGGAACAGGAGGCCACGCUCAUGGUGCGGUCCCUCGCGGAUGCUGCCAAAGCCAGAGCGGCGGUGGCGGUUGGCAAGGCGGCGAACGUGUGCACGACCAACGGCCUGUCUCGGGCAGCGGUGGGGCUUCGGGUGUUCGGAAGCGAUGGCGCCAGGGACUUCAAGGAGAUUGUGCUGGAGGUGAUGGAGGUGGGCGGGGUUCUUAACGUCGGGGACUUUGUGCCGGCCCUCCGGUGGCUCGACCCGCAGGGUGUCGUCGCGAGGCUGAAGAAGCUGCACCACCGGUUCGACGACGUGAUGAACAGGAUAAUCGCCGAGAGGAGGACCGGAGCCAAGACGACCGUGGUGGAGGAAGGUAAGGGGGACCUGCUGGGCUUGCUGCUUGCGAUGGUGCAGGAAGACAAGUCGCUCACCGGCGGCGAGGAGGACAAGAUCACCGACACUGACGUCAAGGCGCUUAUACUGAAUUUGUUUGUGGCGGGAACAGAGACAACGUCGAGUAUAGUGGAGUGGGCAGUAACGGAGCUGAUCAGGCACCCAGAAAUACUGAAGCAGGCCCAGGAGGAGCUAGAUGCCGUCGUGGGCCGUGACAGGCUCGUCUCGGAGUCUGACCUGCCACGACUCACGUUUUUCAAUGCCAUCAUCAAGGAGACGUUCCGGCUGCAUCCUUCGACGCCGCUCUCACUUCCCCGAGUGGCCUCCGAGGAGUGUGAGGUCGCCGGCUAUCACAUCCCAAGGGGCACUGAGCUACUGGUCAAUGUGUGGGGCAUCGCCCGUGACCCAGCCCUAUGGCCUGACCCGCUGGAGUACCGGCCCGCCCGGUUCCUCCCAGGAGGGUCGCAUGAGAAUGUCGAUCUCAAGGGAGGCGAUUUCGGGCUGAUACCGUUUGGGGCGGGCCGGAGGAUAUGUGCGGGCCUAAGCUGGGGCUUGCGGAUGGUCACCGUUACAACCGCUACCCUGGUGCACUCGUUCGACUGGGAGCUGCCGGCGGGCCAGAUGCCGGAUAAGUUGAACAUGGAGGAGGCCUUUUCUCUGCUGCUGCAGCGGGCCGUGCCAUUGAUGGCCCACCCGGUGCCUAGGUUGCUCCCAUCGGCUUACGAAAUUGCAUAGAAGCUCACGCUUUGCUGCGCUGGAGGGCAUGCUCCAGUUAUACCAUGUACUGCUAUUGAUGGUUUGUCUCACUGUUACAACUAAAGUAGUACUUCCGAUGUAUACUGUUCUGAGAAGUUCAAUAAGAGAGAAUGACAUAAAAGAUACA
Molecule: messenger RNA, 2995 nt
Organism: Lolium perenne
Lineage: Eukaryota; Viridiplantae; Streptophyta; Magnoliopsida; Poales; Poaceae
Product: flavonoid 3'-monooxygenase CYP75B4
Molecular function (GO): heme binding; oxidoreductase activity, acting on paired donors, with incorporation or reduction of molecular oxygen; monooxygenase activity
Source: RefSeq, a predicted model, not a curated record